This is a messenger RNA of Eucalyptus grandis, 1730 nucleotides long. RefSeq names its product CBL-interacting protein kinase 2. Lineage: Eukaryota; Viridiplantae; Streptophyta; Magnoliopsida; Myrtales; Myrtaceae. Bases 204 to 1523 code for a protein of 439 amino acids. The transcript is spliced from 2 exons. The record is from RefSeq and is a predicted model, not a curated record. Gene Ontology annotation, biological process: protein phosphorylation; signal transduction. Gene Ontology annotation, molecular function: ATP binding; protein kinase activity.
GGAUCCCUCACCAUUCAUUUUACUUUUCAUUAACAGCGCGACCCUUCUGAUCUCACCUCGCUCCUUCUCCUUCUCCUUCUCCUUCAAUAUCAUCCUCUUCAUCUGGUUCUUGUUCUUACACGGGUCGGAUCUCUUCUGCUUUGUCAUAAAGUUGGUUAUAUUGUACAAAGCUUUCACAAAAGUAAGUGAAGUACUCGGUUGAAAUGGAGAACGGAGGGGGUGUUCUGAUGGACCGAUAUGAAUUGGGAAGAUUACUUGGGCAAGGGGCGUUUGCCAAGGUUUAUCAGGCGAGGAAUAUCAGCACGGGUAUGGAGGUUGCCAUCAAGAUGAUCAACAAAGAGUAUGUUUUGAAAGUUGGAAUGCGGGAUCAGAUUAAGAGAGAGAUUCAAGUCAUGAAACUAAUUAGGCACCCGCAUGUGGUGGAGCUUUACGAAGUCAUGGCCACCAAGACCAAGAUUUACUUAGUCAUGGAAUUUGCUAAAGGCGGUGAGCUAUUCAACAAGGUAGCCAAAGGAAAAUUGAAGGAGGACGUCGCACGGAGAUACUUUCGACAGCUGAUUGCUGCUGUUGAUUACUGUCACAGCCGGGGUGUUUUUCACCGUGACUUGAAACCAGAGAAUCUGCUCUUAGAUGAGAAUGGGAAUUUGAAGGUUUCCGAUUUUGGGUUGAGCGCCCUUGCUGAAUCAAAGCAUGAAGAUGGGUUGCUCCACACAACUUGCGGGACCGAAGCUUAUGUUGCUCCAGAAGUGAUCCAUCGAAGGGGUUAUAAUGGAUCCAAAGCUGAUAUUUGGUCAUGUGGCGUGAUCUUGUAUGUUCUAUUAGCUGGUCGCCUUCCCUUUUUUGACUCUAAUCGCGUGCAGAUGCUCCUAAAGAUUGUAAAGGGAGAAGUCAAAUUUCCAGAGUGGUUUGCCCGGGAUGUGUGUCGACUCCUUUUGAAGAUCUUAGAUCCAAACCCAAACACAAGAAUUUCAAUGACCAAGAUUAUGGAGAGUUCUUGGUUCCGGAAAGGUCUAGACUCCAGAAAUAUAUGUAUCGUAAGAGAAGUGAAAGAACCGCCGCCUCUUGAUGCGGAUGAAUUAUUUGGCCCUGAUGAGGGUGAAAAUUCCAUUACAGAGUCAAAGCAGGAACCUUCGAGGCUUAGCAACUUGAAUGCUUUUGAUAUCAUAUCAUAUUCUCCAGUAUUGGACUUGUCUGGAUUGUUUGUGGGAGUGGAUCAAAGAAAGGAAGUUCGGUUCAUGGUGAAUAAACCUGCUUCUACUAUAAUCUCUAAGCUUGAGGAUAUAGCCAAGCGCCUGAGGCUGAAGGUUACGAAGAAGGAUGCCGGACUGAUGAAAUUCGAAGGCAUGAAGGCUGGAAGAAAGGGUGUCCUCGGUUUCGAUGCAGAAAUCUUUGAGAUUAUUCAGGCUUUUCAUUGGGUGGAGAUGAAGAAGUCAAGUGGGGACACAAUGGAGUAUCAGAAGGUACUGAAAGAGGAAAUAAGACCAGCUCUUCAGGACGUUGUCUUGACCUGGCAAGGGGGGUGACCGCUGCCGCCCCCACCACCUCCACUGCUACACCGGCGGCUUGUGGAACUAGAAGAAUCACAUCCUUCUCAUGAUUCGACUUUGCCAGUCACUUUGUCGUUGGAUUGACAAUGAGUACUCUCCAACCUUGUGGUCUUUUACCUUUGUUCUCAGAAAUUGUUGUUGUUGUUCAAGUGGUUGGAAUUACAUAAAUGGUGUACUCAAUGA